Molecule: messenger RNA, 1662 nt
Organism: Hibiscus syriacus
Lineage: Eukaryota; Viridiplantae; Streptophyta; Magnoliopsida; Malvales; Malvaceae
Product: disease resistance protein RPM1-like
Exons: 2
Coding region: 1-1662 (553 amino acids)
Biological process (GO): protein phosphorylation; defense response to other organism
Molecular function (GO): protein kinase activity; ADP binding
Source: RefSeq, a predicted model, not a curated record
AUGGGCGGUCUAGGUAAAACAACUCUGGUCGCCAACACCUUCAACAAACAAGUUGUGAAGCAACAUUUCGAUUGUUGUGCCUGGGUCACUGUCUCACAACAAUAUGUUGUCACAGACCUAUUGAAGUCCAUCCUCAAAGGGCUCUACAACAAGUCGAAAGAAAAAAUGGAUCCAGUGAUCAACCUCGACUUCAUGAGUUAUCUAGAACUGCUGGAGGAACUUGUGAACUUCUUGCAGCCAAGGAGAUAUCUUAUUGUGAUCGAUGAUGUUUGGAGCACCAAUUUGUGGCAAGAUAUCAGCAUAGCACUUCGUGCCAAUACGAAGGGAAGUCGAAUCUUGCUCACUAUGCUGAAGGAGGACGUUGCUUCCUUCGAAUUUGGAGUUGUAAAGCAUAUCUUUCCCCUUAAACACUUGCCGUUUGAUGAUAGUAUAGCCCUUUUUUGGAAGAAAGCUUUUGUUGGCAAAGGUGGACACUGCCCACCAUAUCUUGAACCUUCAGCAAGAAAGCUGGUUGCAAAAUGUCAAGGCUUGCCAUUAGCCAUUGUGACCUUGGGCGGUUUGAUGGCUUCCAAGAGCUCGAUUGCCGAAUGGGAUGGAGUUUAUAACAACCUAAAUCGGGAGCUAAGUGUAAGUUGUUGCGGAGAGAUACCUAUCCGAGUUGAUUUGCAGCAGGAAUGGAUCGGGGAAGCCAGAGCAUUGGAGAUGCAUGACAUUUUGCGGGAAUUUGCUGUUUCCAUAUCAAAAUCUGUAAAGCUUGUUGCCAAAUCUGAUGGUAAAGAAGAAGUGAAAGACGAUGGAACCCGUCGUUGGUCAAUUGAAGCAAAGGGGAAUGAGUUGAAAGCUGCAAGUGAGACAGCACUAUCUCGGGUUCGUGCAUUAUUUGUUUUUGCUGUGGAUGGAACCUCUAAAUCCUCCUUCAACAAACUGCCCUCUGGUUUUAAAUUGAUGAGAGUGUUGGAUUUGGAAGACACUCCGAUCAAGGAACCCCCAGAUGAAUUGAUGAAUUUAUUCAAUUUGAGAUACCUUAGCCUAACAAGAACUCAAGUGAAAGAGCUUCCGAAUUCCAUCGGCAAGCUUUACAAUUUGCAGUCUCUACUUAUGAAGGACACUCAAAUCAAUGAGCUUCCUGCAGGACUUGUGAAGCUGAAAAAUCUUCCUCUUCUUAUCGCUUUUCGUUGCAAUGUAAACCCAUUGGCAUUUGACAAUUGGCUUGGCAUAUUUACGGGGAAGAGUGAUGUCUAUAGCUUCGGGGUUGUUCUUGUCGAGCUCUUAACGGGACGAAAGCCGGUGUUGUCAGAUCAAUCGGACGAGGCGAGGAGCUUGAUAUCAUACUUUCUGAUGUCGAUGCAGGAGAAUUCGUUGCUCGACAUCGUCGAUUCGACCAUAGUAAAUGACGAUCCGGAGAAAGAGAUUACAGCAACGGCUAAGCUGGCAAGAAGAUGCUUGGAUCUUAACGGAAAGAAAAGGCCGACCAUGAAACAAGUAGCAAUGGAGCUGGAGACGAUCAAAGCAUCAAAAGCAGGCGAUGAGAUUGAAGAAAGUGACGAUGAAGAAUCUGAAGAAGAUGAAAUAAUCGAAUCUUGGAAUGCCAAUUUUUCUUGGUCCACGUCUAGAUCAAUUAUAACUAAUAGUACAACUUUGCCAUUAAAUGCAACCUUCUAG